Spathaspora passalidarum NRRL Y-27907 is the source of this 460-nucleotide messenger RNA. RefSeq lists its product as uncharacterized. NCBI's taxonomy places the organism in Eukaryota, Fungi, Ascomycota, Pichiomycetes, Serinales, Debaryomycetaceae. Bases 41 to 400 code for a protein of 119 amino acids. The transcript has a single exon. The record is from RefSeq and is a predicted model, not a curated record.
AGCUUUAUCUUGUUAGCUUUAUCAAAUCAUACUACCAACCAUGCCUUUACAAGUUAAACCAGCUGCUCAAUUGGUCAAGCCACCUUCCAUCCCAUCUCCAGGUAACAACUCCUUCCUCGGUGAAGUGUUCACCAGUGACGCUCCAAAGGGACAGGAAAUCACUUCUGGAUUCUACAGACAAGAAGCCGGUGAACCAUUGGUGUACACAUACACUUAUGACGAAAUGAAGAUUGUUUUGGAAGUGGAAGGCGAAUUCACCAUUACUGAUGAAACCGGACACAAGAUUAUUGCUAAGCCUGGGGACGUGUUGUUCUUCCCUAAGGGAUCUACCAUCACUUUCGCCACUACUGGAUAUGCUUUGAACUUCUACACUGGUUUGAGAGGAGCUGGUGAAGGUUAAAUAGAGUAAUUGUACGUCUUUCUGUUUGUAUAAUGAAAUGAAUACACACCUUGUUUUAGC